AUGUUAAAUAGAGUGGACACGUCUGACUUGUCUCCUAGUCAUCCGUGCUAUACCACAGUGAGGAAGAAGGUCCCUGGAUUCUUUUCCGAUGAAGUGAAUGGAAAUAUAAUUACAGAGUUCUGUGGGUUGAGGGCUAAGUCUUAUGCUUUUAAAAUUUAUGYCGGAGAAGAGGAUGAGAAGAAAGAUAAAGAGGACAGAGUAGGAGGAGAGAAAAUUAAGGCGAAGGGGAUACGGUCUCAUGUAGUUAAAAACCACAUGACGUUUGAAGACCACAGGAAGUGUUUGUUUGGGGAAGCUGGAGUGGAGGCGUAUAAAGAGAAUGUGUCAAUCAGGUCAUUUAAACAUCAACUAGUGACACUUAGAACAAAGAAGUUGACAUACAACAGUUAUGACGAUAAGAGGGUGGUGUUAGACGACAAAAUAAACACAUUAGCCCACGGGCAUUAUAGUAUAGAAUAA
Molecule: messenger RNA, 459 nt
Organism: Diuraphis noxia (Russian wheat aphid)
Lineage: Eukaryota; Metazoa; Arthropoda; Insecta; Hemiptera; Aphididae
Source: RefSeq, a predicted model, not a curated record